GAUGACCAGAACUGCGGACAGUACAGGGAUGACCAGAGACUGCGGACACAGUACAGGGAUGACCAGAGACUGCGGACACAGUACAGGGGAUGACCAGAGACUGCGGACACAGUACAGGGAUGACCAGAGACUGCGGACACAGUACAGGGAUGACCAGAGACUGCGGACACAGUACAGGAGAUGACCAGAGACUGCGGACACAGUACAGGGAUGACCAGAGACUGCGGACACAGUACAGGGAUGACCAGAGACUGCGGACACAGUACAGGGAUGACCAGAGACUGCGGACACAGUACAGGGAUGACCAGAGACUGCGGACACAGUACAGGAGAUGACCAGAGACUGCGGACACAGUACAGGAGAUGACCAGGGAGACUGCGGACACAGUACAGGAGAUGACCAGAGACUGCGGACACAGCACAGGGAUGACCAGAGACUGCGGACACAGUACAGG
Molecule: messenger RNA, 454 nt
Organism: Staurois parvus
Lineage: Eukaryota; Metazoa; Chordata; Amphibia; Anura; Ranidae
Source: the annotation of a GenBank genome assembly